AUGGCGGAGACGGAGCGGUGUAGGAGCUGAUUCAGGAAGAGAUGGCGCUGUAAAGUGGGUUACUGUACAAACUUCACUCCAACAGUUCUAAUAGGGACCGAGAGGACUGUCUUCCCUUUGGAGGGACCAGGAAGAGCCGAUGUCGGACCUGCAUUUGUCUUACAUUUGGUAGUUUAUGGUGUCUUGUGCGUCUACCUGCGCGGAAUCUCUUCAGCACCGCAGUUUCCUGUUUGACAAACACUCACUAGCUCUUGAACGACUCUUUUCCCAAAUGUAUUUCUAACAUAAGACCAGCGUGGGAAACUUGACGGGGAUUGGCUUUUUGUAUCUUAGCUCAACGCAGCGCGGAAUAAUUUUCCCUUUGUCAAGUUUAUAGCAGUUCUGUGUCUAUAGUGGAAUAAAUCCUGCCAGGCAGGUGUAGAAAGCAACCGUCACUUCCCGCCUAGGAAAUUAACGGAUAUACUCGCCGUGAAUGGAGACCGGGAGGUCUUUCUCGAAGCUGUCGACUUAACUUGAGAAAGUGAUUUUUAACUAUUCCCCGUCUAUAGAUUUAACUUGUUUUGAGCGACGGUAGGGUUAAACAGGUGUCCCACCUGUUCCCCCUUCACCUACCUGAGUCAUGGCGAGCGCCGGUGACAGCGCUGUAGGGAUACCGAUCAGAGGCAUCCGCAUGAAGUUCGCGGUGCUGGCGGGGCUGCUUGAGGCUGGAGAAGUCUCCAAUCGCGAUACAGUGGAGACGAUCUUCAAUCUGCUGGUUGGAGGACAGUUUGAUCUGGAGAUGAACUUCAUCAUCCAAGAGACUGAGAGCAUUAUCUGCAUGGUAGAGCUGCUGGAUAAGUGUGACUCCACCUGCCAGGCGGAGGUUUGGAGCAUGUUCACCGCAGUACUGAAGAAGAGCUUGCGUAACCUACAGGCCUGCACUGAUGUCGGCCUCAUCCAGCUGGUGCUCCAGCGCAUAGACAAGGCCGACAAUAUGAUUGCAGAUCUGUUGGUGGACAUGCUUGGGGUGCUGGCCAGCUACAGUAUCACAGUGAAGGAGCUGAAGCUGUUUUUCAGUCAACUGAAAGGAGAACAAGGCCAAUGGCCACCCCAUGCUGUCAAGCUACUCUCUGUGUUGAAGUCCAUGGCUCAAAGAAAUGGCCCAGAUUCCUUCUUUAGUUUCCCAGGGAAGAGCGCUGCGGCUAUUGCUCUUCCUCCCAUUGCAAAGUGGCCUCACCAGAAUGGCUUCACCUUUCACACCUGGCUGCGCUUGGACCCCCUCAAUAACAUAAAUGUUGACAAGGACAAGCCUUAUCUCUACUGCUUCCGCACCAACAAAGGUUUGGGCUACUCUGCACACUUUGUAGGAAGUUGUCUGAUUGUGACCUCACUAAAGUCCAAAUCCAAAGGCUUCCAGCACUGUGUGAAAUACGACUUUAAACCCCAGAAGUGGUAUAUGGUGACCAUAGUGCACAUCUAUAAUCGCUGGAAGAACAGUGAAAUUAGCUGCUAUGUCAAUGGAGAGUUGGCAUCCUAUGGCGAGAUCACCUGGUUCGUCAACACUAGCGAUACAUUCGACAAGUGUUUCCUGGGCUCGUCCGAGACUGCAGACGCUAACCGUGUGUUUUGCGGUCAGAUGGGGGCUGUGUAUCUAUUUAGUGAAGCUCUCAGCGCCGCUCAGAUACUGGCCAUCUAUCAGCUAGGGCCUGGAUACAAGGGCACAUUCAAGCACAAGGCCGAAAGUGACCUGAUGUUUGCAGAGCAUCAUAAGAUGCUGCUCUACGAUGGGAAGCUGUCUGGCUGUCUUGCUUUCACCUAUAACCCCCGAGCCACAGAUGCUCAGCUGUGUCUGGAGUCCUCGCCCAAGGACCACGUCUCCAUCUUUGUGCACUCUCCACAUGCUCUCAUGCUGCAGGACGUCAAGGCUGUGGUGACUCACUCGGUUCAGAGCGCCAUUCACUCUAUAGGAGGAGUUCAAGUGCUCUUUCCCCUGUUUGCACAGCUGGAUUACCUCCAGCCCACUGGAGACGAGCUGGACACCUCGGUCUGUUGCACACUACUGUCAUUUGUGAUGGAGCUGUUGAAGGGCUCUGUAGCUAUGCAAGAGCAGGUGCUGUCCUGCAAGGGCUUUCUCGUCAUAGGUUACUCACUGGAGAAGUCUUCCAAAGUACAUGUGACUCGACCCGUGCUGGACAUAGUGCUUGCCUUUGCUCGUUACCUUAGCAACUUACCCACUGGCGUCUUGUUGCUGAAACAGCUCUGUGACCACAUCCUGUUCAACCCAGCCAUAUGGAUCCACGCCCCUGCUAAGGUGCAGUUGGUCCUCUACACUUACCUUGCCACCGAAUUCAUCAGUACUGUCACCAUCUACAACGCCAUCCGCAGAGUUGGAACGGUACUGCAGGUUAUGCACACGCUCAAGUAUUUCUACUGGGUUGUAAACCCACUGGACCGCAGCGGGAUCACGCCCAAGGGUCUCGAUGGACCGAGACCCAAUCAGAAGGAGAUUCACUCUCUCCGAGCGUUUCUGCUGCUGUUUGUGAAACAGCUCAUCAUGAAGGAUCACGGCAUAAAGGAAGAUGAACUGCAGAGUAUUUUCAACUACUUGCUCACGAUGCACGAGGAUGAUAAUCUGAUGGACGUUCUUCAGCUUUUGGUGGCACUAAUGUCCGAGCAUCCUGCCUCAAUGGUUCAAGCCUUCGAUCAGAGGAAUGGAAUACGGGUCAUCUUUAAACUGCUGGCCUCCAAAAGUGAAGGGAUUCGUGUGCAGGCACUCAAAGUCUUGGGCUACUUUCUCAAAUAUUUGUCACCAAAGAGAAAGUCCGAGGUCAUGCUGGGUCACGGCCUGUUCUCACUUCUCACCGAGCGACUGAUGCUCCACUCAAACCAGUUCACCGUCACAACAUACAAUGUGCUUUUUGAGAUUCUUACGGAGCAGAUCUGUACUCAGGUCAUUCACAAACAGCACCCGGACCCUGACUCCACGGUGAAGAUUCAAAACCCACAGAUCCUGAAGGUGAUGGCUGCUCUUCUGAAAAACACUUCUCCAGGAGCCGAGAGUAUGGAGGUGCGACGGAUCUUCCUCUCGGACAUGAUCAAACUUUUUAACAACAGCCGAGAGAAUCGCAGGAGUCUGCUGCAGUGCUCAGUCUGGCAGGAAUGGAUGCUGUCUUUGUGCUUCAUAAACCCCAAGAACAGCGAGGAGCAGAAGAUCACAGAGAUGGUGUACGCCAUCUUCCGCAUCCUCCUUUAUCACGCCAUUAAGUACGAGUGGGGAGGCUGGCGCGUAUGGGUGGAUACACUCUCCAUCACACACUCCAAGGUCACCUUUGAACAAUACAAAGAAAAUAUGGCGGUUAUGUUCCGAGAUUAUCAGAGGAUGGGUUCUUCUGAAGGAUCUGAAUUUAGAAUCAGAACGAUCUCUGGGGCCAGCCAGGAUUCAGAGCUUCAUGUCUCAGCUAAUGGUGAGCUGCAUGCAGAAGAGACAGCUCCAUCUACUGUAAUUGAGCUACACGUAGAGGAGCAGGUUGCCGAUCGGCCUGCAGAUGGUGAGGAGAGGCGGGAUCAGGUUGUGAUGUCCAAUAUACUGGCCCGAGAAGAGGAAGUGGGAAAAGCAGAUGAAACCGCAACCUCAUCAGAGACACAGGAAAAGGUUGAAGGUGAACAUGAAACAACAAAAGAAUUGAAAGAGGAUAGUGGAAUGAGAAAAAUGGAAGAUGAUCUUAAAAAAGAGGCUGACUUGGAUAGUGAGCAUGUGGGAAAAGACUUGGACAAAACUGAAAAUGAUGGGAAGAAUUUAGGUAUAGUGGAAGAAAAAACUGAUGAUGUCACUAAAGUAGAACCUGAAGCUGUGAAGAUGUCAGAUGAUGGCAAAAUGAAUGAGGCUGAAACUGAAGUUAGUGCUCAGACAGAAGAUAAGGAGAAGGGAUCUUUCAGCUCUUCCACUGAAGAUUCUUCUUCUAAAGCUGAGGUGGUUGAAACAACUGAAGCUUCUGAAGUUUCGGCCAACCAGGAGAGCAGUGUCACUGAGUCUUCAGACAUAAGCCAAGAUCAUGUUGAUGAGAAGGAUAAUGAUGGUGCUGAAAAGGUAGAUGAAAGAAAGGAUCCAGAAACCAAACAAGAGGAGAUGUCAGAAAAAGACUCAAGAGAUGAGAAGGACCCAUCCAAAACAGAGGAAACCAAGGAUGAACCAGGCCCCAUGGAAGAGGUGGAUUUAAACCAAAGCACAUCCACUGAGGAGACAAAACUUCACAUGGAGGCUACAGAGGGUCAUGGUGCAGUGUCACAAACCACAUUAAGCCAGCCUGUUGAUUCACCUGAAGAAGUAGUAGAGAACCCUGUGCCGGAGGUUAGUCCUGAAGCAGGACCUAACCAAGACUCUCUAGAGGCGGCAGCGACAGAAAGCUCUACAGCUAAAACCAAAGAGAUUAAGAUUGCCAGGCUGGAUGUAUCAAGUGUGGCCACGGACACAGAAAGACUAGAGCUGAAGGAGACCUCGGCAGCAAAUGCGAGCCAAAGCCAAGCAGGUCCCUCGGGUUCCUUAGGCCAGGGGAACGAUGGCUCAUCUUCAGCCCGGUUUCGUAUCCCAGAGUUCAAGUGGUCUCAUAUGCACCAGCGUCUUCUGACUGACCUUCUCUUCUCCAUCGAGACAGAUUUACAGAUGUGGAGAAGCCAUUCAACUAAGACUGUAAUGGACUUUGUGAACAGCAGUGAAAACGUGGUGUUUGUGCACAACACCAUACAUCUUGUCUCCCAGGUGGUGGACAACCUGGUCAUGGCCUGUGGAGGAAUUCUUCCACUGCUCUCUGCAGCCACCUCCUCUACGCAUGAACUGGAGAACAUUGAGCCGUCUCAGGGUUUGGCUGUGGAGGCAUCACAGAUGUUCCUGCAGAGGUUGAUCAAUCUAGUGGACGUGCUGAUCUUUGCCAGUUCGCUCAACUUCACCGAGAUCGAGGCAGAGAAGAACAUGUCCUCUGGAGGCAUCUUAAGACAAUGCCUACGCUUGGUGUGCGCAAUGGCUGUGAGAAACUGUCUGGAAUGUCAGCAGCACACUUUGGGUAAAUCUGGUGCAGAGAGCGGCCAUGGACAGCAAAGCCUUAUGGGAGCCGCCAAGUCUAUACCAGCACAGAGUCCUGUGGACAUCGUGACAGGGGGGUUGUCUCCUGUCAGAGAUUUAGACCGACUGCUGCAGGACAUGGACAUCAAUCGUCUUCGUGCUGUUGUGUUCAGAGACAUAGAGGACAGUAAGCAAGCUCAGUUCCUGGCCCUGGCUGUGGUUUACUUCAUCUCUGUACUCAUGGUGUCUAAAUAUCGGGACAUCUUGGAGCCGCACAAUGACAAAAAACAAGUCCAGAGAACACAAUCUUCUAGAAGCACAGGGAGUGUUCAGUCUGAUCUUGAGAACGGUCUUUCUCCCGGCCGGCGCGAUUCGAGCAUAGAGAAUGACAAGACGUCCGCCACCUCCAAUGAUGCUGAUACACAGGCCGGGCCAGACGCUGUGUCAGAAGCCCUCUCCACCUUGUCCUCUGAGGUCAAGAGAGGUCAGGAGGUCACUGAAAAAGACGGCAAAGGGAAAAACGUGAAUGUCAAAGAUAUUUUGAGAAGUCUCGUCAGUGCGCCGUCUGAUGACAUCAUAGUGGACGCCAGCCUCUUACCGCCAGCGUUUCUGGGUGCGGUGGCUGAUGCCUCCCGUGACCAGAAUGUGCAUUUCCACUCCUUUGACAGGAGUGUUGUCAUGGCACCCAAAGGAGCUAGCACAUCAGCCACUGUUGCAUCCUCAGGUGGAACUCCAGUCAACAGUGUGUCAGUGGUGUCUGCAGAUGAUGCUGUUCAGAGCACAGAGUCUGCCACAGGAGUAACGCCAACCAGCACCAACCUGCCAUCUGUCCCUGCUUUAUCCCCAAUGACCCAGAGCUCCACCCCCAGCAUGAGUAUUUCUGAGAGGUUGGAGCACGCUUUGGAGAAGGCCGCUCCUUUACUGCGAGAGAUUUUUGUGGAUUUCGCACCGUUCCUUUCUCGCACACUGCUGGGCAGUCACGGGCAGGAGCUUCUCAGCGAGGGCACAAGUCUAGUGUGUAUGAAGUCCAGCAGUUCUGUGGUUGAAUUGGUCAUGUUGUUGUGCUCUCAGGAAUGGCAGAACUCCAUCCAGAAGAAUGCAGGCUUGGCUUUCAUUGAGCUAGUGAACGAGGGCAGGCUGCUGAGCCACACCAUGAAGGACCAUCUGGUGCGUGUCGCUAAUGAGGCCGAGUUUAUUCUGAGCCGCCAGAGAGCAGAGGACAUUCACAAACAUGCCGAGUUUGAGUCUCACUGCGCUCAGUACACAGCUGAGAAACGUGAUGAGGAGAAGAUGUGCGAUCACCUGAUCAGGGCCGCCAAGUACCGAGAUCACGUCACGUCCACCCAGCUCAUCCAGAAGAUUAUCAACAUCCUGACAGACAAGCAUGGCGCCUGGGGCAGCUCCAGCAUCAGCAGACCGCGGGAGUUCUGGCGCCUGGACUACUGGGAGGAUGACCUGAGGAGACGUCGACGCUUCAUCAGGAACCCGUUUGGGUCCACACACUCGGAGGCUACGCUCAAGGCUGCAGCAGAGCAUGCUCCAGAAGAAGACGUGCUGAAAGGCAAACAAUCUAUCAGAAGUUCAGUGUUGGGGAACCAGAACUCAGAGAGUGAGCUGCUGCUGGAGGACGAUGACACCCUUUCAUCCCUGGAAGAGAAAGAGCUGGAGAACCUCACAGGCCCUGUUAACCUGAGCACCAGCGCACAACUGAUUUCGCCUGCUGUGGUGGUUAAAGGCACCCUGUCGAUCACGGCCCUGGAGUUAUACUUUGAGGUGGAUGAGGAAGACCCAAGCUUUAAGAACAUUGAUCCCAAGAUACUGGCCUACACAGAUGGUCUGCAUGGGAAAUGGCUGUUCACAGAGAUCAGAGCGGUUUUCUCUCGCCGUUAUCUGCUCCAGAACACAGCGCUGGAGGUCUUCAUGGCAAACAGAACGGCAGUCAUGUUCAACUUCCCAGAAGCAGCCAUAGUAAAGAAGGUGGUGCACAGUCUCCCCAGAGUUGGAGUUGGUACCAAUCUUGGACUUCCUCAGACCAGACGGAUCUCUCUUGCCACCCCUAAACAACUCUACAAGGCCUCUAACAUGACCCAGCGCUGGCAGAGACGAGAGAUCUCCAACUUUGAAUACCUCAUGUUCCUCAACACCAUCUCUGGUCGUACAUUUAAUGAUCUAAACCAGUAUCCUGUGUUCCCCUGGGUCAUCACCAACUACGACAGUGAAGAGCUCGACCUCACCAUGCCAAGCAACUACAGAGACCUGUCCAAGCCUAUUGGUGCACUCAACCCAAAGAGGGCUGCAUUCUUUUCAGAGCGUUUUGAAUCUUGGGAGGACGAGCAGGUGCCCAAAUUUCACUACGGCACACACUAUUCCACCUCCAGCUUCACUCAGAUGUGGCUACUCAGGAUUGAGCCUUUCACUACCUUCUUCCUGAAUUUCCAAGGUGGAAAAUUUGAUCAUGCGGAUCGCACCUUCUCAUCUGUCUCUAGAGCCUGGAGAAACUGCCAGAGGGACACAUCUGACGUAAAGGAGUUGAUCCCUGAGUUCUAUUACCUCCCAGAGAUGUUUGUCAACUCCAAUAAUUACAACCUGGGAGUGAUGGAUGAUGGGACGGUGGUGUCAGAUGUGGAGCUUCCGCCCUGGGCCAAGAGUCCUGAGGAUUUUGUACGCAUCAACCGACUGGCUUUGGAGAGCGAGUUUGUUUCCUGUCAGCUGCAUCAGUGGAUUGAUCUCAUCUUCGGAUACAAGCAGCAGGGACCUGAAGCCAUCCGAGCUCUUAAUGUCUUCUAUUACCUGACUUAUGAAGGAGCAGUCAACCUCAGCUCCAUAUCUGAACCCAUGAUCAGAGAGGCGGUGGAGUCUCAAAUCAGAAGUUUCGGACAGACACCCUGCCAGCUGCUAAUCGAACCCCACCCUCCACGCAGCUCUGCCAUGCAGGUGACCCCACUGAUGUUCACAGAGCAGAUGCAGCAGGACGUCAUCAUGGUGCUCAAGUUCCCAUCUAACUCGCCCGUCACCCAUGUGGCUGCCAAUACGCAACCAGGCCUCAUCAAUUCGGCCAUCAUCACAGUCACUGCCAACCGCCUCUUCGCUGUCAACAAGUGGCACGGCCUCAGUGGCCACCAAAGCUCUUCCGUCCAGGACCAGCAGUACCAGUUACCGGUGGAGAUUGACCCUCUGAUAGCUAGUAACGUGGGCACUCACAGGAGGCAGAUUUCAGAUCUUUUAGAUCAGAGUAUCCAAGUAAACUCUCAGUGUUUCGUCAUCACGGCUGACAACCGCUUCAUCCUGCUUUGCGGCUUCUGGGACAAGAGCUUCCGCGUCUACUCCACUGAUUUAGGUAAACUGACCCAGAUUGUCUUUGGUCACCUUGAUGUUGUCACCUGUGUGGCCCGUUCAGAGUCAUACAUCGGUGGAGACUGUUACAUACUCUCGGGCUCCAGAGAUGCCACGCUCCUGCUGUGGUACUGGAAUGGCAAACACAGCACCAUCGGAGAGGAUCCUGGGACGGAGUUUGUGACUCCCCGAGCGAUCCUGACGGGUCAUGACUGUGAAGUAACAUGUGCAAGCGUGUGUGCAGAGCUUGGACUGGUCAUCAGUGGCUGUAGAGAGGGUCCGUGUCUGAUCCACUCCAUGAACGGCGAUCUGUUGAGGACUCUGGAGGGACCAGAGGGCUGUAUGCGGCCACGUCUAGUGCUGUCCUCCACUGAGGGUCACUGCGUCAUUUAUUACGACAAGGGCCACUUCUGUGUGUUUAGCAUCAAUGGAAAACUCCUGGGACACAUGGAGGUGGAGGACAACAUCAAGGCGAUGUUUCUGAGUAAAGAUGGACAGUAUCUGCUAUCUGGAGGAGAUGGAGGCGUUCUCACUGUGUGGCAGGUUCAUGAUCUUAAACAGCUCUUCACUUACCCGGGAUGUGAUGCUGGAAUACGCUCCAUGGCUAUGUCACAUGACCAAAGAUGCAUCAUCACUGGUAUGGCGUCUGGUAGCAUUGUCCUCUUCUACAAUGACUUCAACAGAUGGCACCACGAAUACCAAACUAGAUACUGACCCAAUUGACGACCAUGGCAACCAUGACAAUGGAAGAGGCAGAGCAAAGCCACCCUGCCACCGUUCAAAAAGGCACUACUACCAAUAGUCAUGAAUGUAUUCUAAAUAUUUAAAGAAGCAAAACUAUUUUUUAAAGAUGGUUCAUUGCUAUAUUUUGUAGGUCUUAUGAAAUUUCCUAUUAUUCUAGGGAGGGGUUAUAUACUUUAGCUAAUAUAUGAAAACAAACAAAAAAAAUAUUUUUAGCUGUAAAAGUCUAUUUUCAGCUCAACUCUAGUUAAAAGAAGUCCUAGUGGUCAAUAUCUAAAUUCCUAUUUUCCAUAUAAUGUCCAUGGAUAGAAUUGAUUUUUUAUUUUCAAUUGAAUGGGUGAUUGAUUUUUGUUUUGUUUUGUUUGCUGUGAUUAUUUUGACACAACGCCGCUCUGUUUUAUGGUUCCCUAAGUUUUCCAAGUUAACAGGAAGCUGCCUCCUACUUUGGGACGAAUCAAGUUAUUCAGCUAGACUGCAUUGUUCCUUCUAUUCAGUUAUAUUUAUAAUAGAUUUAAUACGAUAAAGACAUAUCAAGGCAUCUGCUUUAAAUGUUCACUUGAAUGAAAAGAGGACUUUUUCUUAAUGAGAGCAUUUCUGACGUUUUUCAUUUGUUGGUUAAAUGUGAACGGACCUUUUAUGUGAUCACAUAAUGAUGUCACUUUGUUAACUAUAGGGGUGUUUAAAGCGUGAGUAAUUUAGAUAUGAUGUUAAUUCAUCUCAUUGUGUGGAAAAAGUGAUUGGGGGUGUUUGUGUUUAUCAUUUUAUCUUUUUGGUUUGUUUAUAAGCAUGCAGCUUUUUGUUUCUGUGAGAAAGAAAUCACAUUCAUUGGAUUAAAGUGUCAUCAAAAAGAGUUUUUCACCAAUGUGCUUUUACCCUUAGUUUAUGUACUAGAGAUAAUGAACAUGUGGGCGCGAAGCCUUUUAAAGUAUACUAGAGAUUAACAUCUGAAAAAUUGAAAAAUUCCUUAUAUAGCCGGUAUGAUCCAUAAUAUGAUCAGUUAAACAUUUAACCUAUAGUCUACACUCAGGGCCAGCAGGGGUUUGUGACAUUUUUGAUUCAAUUCAACCAUGGUGUGAUUCUAACACUUACAAAAAACUUUUGUUUGUUGUAAUAGUUGUGGCUAUCAUUAAUGUUAUAUCAUGUUUUGUCUGAAAUCUAUGGCAAUCGGUUUGGAAUGAGCGUCUUAUGACGUGUGAGAUGAAUUCAAACAAUAAAAUGGCAUUUUGUACCAAUAAAAAACCCUCCUACAACAUCUUUUGUUAUA
Messenger RNA from Paramisgurnus dabryanus, 10373 nucleotides. RefSeq names its product LPS-responsive vesicle trafficking, beach and anchor containing (gene lrba). Gene Ontology annotation, molecular function: protein kinase binding. The record is from RefSeq and is a predicted model, not a curated record. NCBI's taxonomy places the organism in Eukaryota, Metazoa, Chordata, Actinopteri, Cypriniformes, Cobitidae. Gene Ontology annotation, cellular component: membrane; cytosol. Gene Ontology annotation, biological process: intracellular protein localization.